AAAAAAGGACGAAAACCAUACAGAAAGAUGAUAGCUGUUGUUCAAAGCAGAGAGGACCAUCUCUGAACUAACAUUUCUCCUCAUUUUCUUUCCUAUAAUUCUACAUUUCAUUUUCUCCAAACAACCCACCAGCAAUAAUCUAUCAGUUCUUGAUUUUCCGCCCAGAUUUAGCAUCUGCUGGGAAUGAGAUGCGAUUCUUCAGGAGGAUCGCGGGAUUUCUUGGGUUUGUUAAAGAGGAGGGUGCCCACGAAGUGAAAGACCAAGAAGAAGAAGGUGACGAUCAUCGCCACGGCCACCACCACCACCACCACCACCACCAUCACCACCAAUCCCGUUUUUCUUCUAAUUAUCAAGAAACUAUGCUUCCUCGUAAAGGCUUCAGUGUACCCGUUAAGGUCGCCGUCGACCGUCACCAGCCCGGCCCAGUGUUAGUCCCUUCUAGCUCUGGCGAUGGAGGCGUCCAGGGUCUGAGAUGGCAUGCGAAGCGCCUCAAAAUAGAUGAAGAUGGAGAUGUAGCAGAUGAAUUUCUUGAAGAGGUUCUACCAGAGAUAUCAUCUAGUGUUGAAGAUCACCAGAAACCAUUACCGAGGUUCCAAGUUAAACACAGUGGCCGACCCGCUAAAAUAAAGAAACAGGUGAUUUCCCAAGAAGGGAAAAUCCAACAAUGUGUAGUAUAUCGAGGUCGAUUGCAGUGGGUAUGAUAAUAUCUCGACAUCAAAGUUCAUGGGUUGCUUGAAUUCGGUUUCAUUGUUAAACAGCACACGAGCGGUUAAAUUUGGCUCAUAGAAAGCUAAUUCUUUUAGAUCAGAUCGUGGCUUUGUCAAAUUGUGGCAAUGAAUUGUGGAAACCUGCUCCGGGAUUGUAUUAGUAUCUGUAUUACAAGGCUUUUAACUUGAUUUGUUUUAUUAGAAGAUAUUGAUUUAGAACUGUUCAAUCAAAAUAUCAGAUAGAAUUUACAGAUUCUGGGAAACAAAGGUUUUGCAAAACCAAGAUGUAAUAGCUGAAUGUAUGCUUUAUUCUCUGUGUACAGUGUACAAAAAAUGUACCAAGUUCCCCCA
This is a messenger RNA of Manihot esculenta (cassava), 1058 nucleotides long. Its product is annotated as transcription factor MafB. The transcript is spliced from 2 exons. NCBI's taxonomy places the organism in Eukaryota, Viridiplantae, Streptophyta, Magnoliopsida, Malpighiales, Euphorbiaceae. The record is from RefSeq and is a predicted model, not a curated record. Bases 189 to 701 code for a protein of 170 amino acids.